Molecule: messenger RNA, 1168 nt
Organism: Orussus abietinus
Lineage: Eukaryota; Metazoa; Arthropoda; Insecta; Hymenoptera; Orussidae
Product: RIB43A-like with coiled-coils protein 2
Exons: 7
Coding region: 1-1146 (381 amino acids)
Source: RefSeq, a predicted model, not a curated record
AUGCUCAAGUUCCAGUUAAAUACACCCGAGGACCUCAAGGUCGCAGCAUGCAUAGAGCGCAGGAGACAAAUCGAAGAGGCCAGGAAACCGAGAAUCUUCAAUCCUCGUACUCGUCGUAUCGGGGUCGACAAAGAAUUCCUUGAUAAACAGAUCGAGGAAAAGAACCGACAACGUCUCGCAGAAAAGGAGCGAGAGUCUCAGUUGGACCAAGCUUUAGUUUGCAGCAGCAAGGUCGCCAUAAUGUUGGAGAAGCAGCAAGAAGAGGAGAGGAGAAAAAUACAAAAGGAGAUCAACACCUUCCGACAAGUUUACCAGCGUCCCGAAAAUCGUCGGGACUUCGACCUUUACGAUCCUAAUAAUUUGAAAAAGUCAGUGCCUGCAAGUUCGAAUAACCAGAAUCCACAUUUAGGAUUGGCUUCCGCUCAAAGAUUUAUGGGAGAAGACGUAAACUUGGCGGAGCGCACGAAAGCUCAGAAGGAACAAAUGCAAGCCUGGAUCGCACAACAAAUCGCGGAGCGCCGCGCCGCGGAAAGGGAACGUCACAACGCCGAGAGGGCCCACCAGGACGCCAUUCUGUCCAGAGACAGACGAUCGAUGACUUUAGAAAAAAUGGAACAGGAUUGUCGUCGGAGACUCAACGAGGCCACUGCGAGAUUCAACCGAGCCCUCGCAGAAGAACAAGAACAAAGAAGAAAGUGCGAGGCUGCCCAAGACGAGGAGGACAAAAGGGCAGAAAUUUACAACCACGUGACCGGCGACUUCCUGACCGAAGCAAAGGGUCAAGCGGACAGUAAUCGCGGUCCGGAUAAGCCACUCGCUUCGAGGUACAAGGGUAUGACCUCCGAACAACUCAAAGCAUACCGAGACGAACAAGCUCGUCAGAUGACGGAAAUUCAAAAAAUGAAAGCUGAGGAGAAGAGGAGAAACGAAGAGUGGAACAGGCAGAUGUCGAGCAAUGCUCAGAGUGCCCAGAUCUACCAGCAAGAAUUGGAUCGAAGACGGGCGUUGUUGCAGAAACAAAUAGCCGAAGAGAACCUGAUGCUGGCGCAGCAACAAAAGUCCCAGCAGGAGUACUUAAAUCGGUUCGUUUACAAGAAUAAGCCUACCGCGGCUUUCUUCGAACAAUUCAACAAGGGCACCCGUUAGGAUUUACGGAUUGAUCUGGGAG